AUGAAAGCAUCAUCACUAUGCAAAGAUAAUCGAUUACGACCGAAUGAUCAAAUUCUUGUUAUUAAUGAUUCUUCAUUGAUAAAUAUAUCAAAUUUAGAAGCUGCUACUAUUUUACACGAAGCUGUACGACGUGAAAUUCAUCCUGGACAUAUUAAAGUAACUAUAUCACGUUUACCAAUGACAAACGAUGAUCAACAUAUGACUUCUACAAGACAUGUUAAAGAAAUUGAUUUAUCACCAUUACCAUCAUUAAUGCCAGUAAAUAAUGAUGAAAAUGAAUUAGAUCUUACAACAUUUGUUCCACCACCACUCGUACGAAAACCUCCAACACAAUUAUCAAAUCGUCAUUCAUCUCGAUUAGAAUCAACACGAUUAGUAGAUUCUGAUAUUCAUUCCUCAAGUCCUCGAUCAACAUCAGUAACAGCUCGUUCAACAAUAAAUCAAUCACCAUCUAGAACUAAAAAAACAUUUAUUCAACCACAAAAUGAACAACAAACUUCUGAUGAUGUCAACAAUGGCGGGUAAGAUUCUCAACUAAGAUGUUUCGUUCGAGUUCACUUUCUUUUUUUGUCCUAUAAAUAAAACUUUAUGAGAGUACAAGUAGACUGAAAGAACUCGUUCCACAAGGCGUUCCUGCUCCGUGAAACAGCUAAAUUUUACAAAAAUAAACUAAAGAUUUUUUGAGGUCUAAGAAUCUGAGUUUAUAGAAGGUUUGCCGGUAUUUUCGAGUUCGAGAAAGACUUAGCUCUCACAGAUUCCAGUUGCUUCGACCGGAAAAAUCGAAAUAAAUCUAAAAUUAUCGUUAUUCUUUACAUGCAUGUUUAGAUCAGUGCAACAUUCUCUAAUACUUAUAGAAAAAAACCAAACCGAAGAUUCUUCACAUGAAAUUUUUUUUGUUCAUAAAGAGUUCUGAUGGCAAGUAGAGUCUUAUUCUUUGAUCCUUAUAGAUUCCUAUUUAUAGAAAAAAAAAACUAUAUAAAGCUGAAUAGAGAGUAUCAAUUCGCAAAAAUUUAAAAUCAGAAAGAAAGACUAAUUUAAAUAAUGUAUAAAUAAAUCAUUUAGUACGGGGAGCCCUAGCUGAAUGGGGUACGUUUCUGACUCGGAACUAGAGUGUACGAGGUUCGAUUCCUCCUCCCCGAACAAGCACACGGUCUUGAAAACACAUUGUACAAGCUUAUUGGCUUUGAUCUUAUCGUCCAAAAAACAAUCUGUUUAGACACAUCGUAUGUUAUCUCGGUGGAAUGUAUGUGCACGUUGGAAGGUCGUGUUUCAAUGUUUCGUUGAAUGGCCACAUAAAACAUGCAUUAUAUUCUUUGCUUUGCUCCGCUAUGCUUCUGCUUGCUUUUCUCUCUCUUUGUGUAACCUGUUAAUUGUAAGCUACACUGUCCCUUUAGGACCGACAUGGUCAGAGGGUUUAAUUUCGCAUAAUAA
This is a messenger RNA of Rotaria sp. Silwood2, 1431 nucleotides long. Lineage: Eukaryota; Metazoa; Rotifera; Eurotatoria; Philodinida; Philodinidae. The record is from the annotation of a GenBank genome assembly.